Scylla paramamosain (green mud crab) is the source of this 1487-nucleotide messenger RNA. RefSeq lists its product as uncharacterized. The record is from RefSeq and is a predicted model, not a curated record. NCBI's taxonomy places the organism in Eukaryota, Metazoa, Arthropoda, Malacostraca, Decapoda, Portunidae. Bases 327 to 1235 code for a protein of 302 amino acids. The transcript has 10 exons.
UCUCUCUCCCGCUAGAGGUGAAGGCAGUGGCGGGGGAGGAGGAGGCACCUGAGGGAAAACCUGAGGAAACACCUGGUGGGAGGGCGAAGGUGUUCAGGCUGCAGGAAGAGGUGUGGGCUCCUCCAAACAACACCACCUUCCCCAGAUACAAUUUUUCCUCGAACUCCAACAGAACACUGCCGGUCUUCACCAUCUGGUACAGGAUGAGGCACGUGUUUUGGAAGGGAGUAUAAAGAUGAGGAACGGGGCCAGACCAAGCCACUCAGCUCCUUCAGUGCGAUCCUUCCUGACAGCAAGCAGCCUCCGAUCUCGGUCUUUAGGCCACGAUGCUGUCCCCGUGUGUGGCGCUGAUUAUCUUUGCAACGGCUGUGGGUGGUCAGUGGUCCAUUCCUCUGCGCCACAACCUUCUUCCGGCCCUGUCUCCCUCGCACUUGAAGCUUUCCUCAUUCAGGCCUUUAUAUGAAGCUAAGCCUAAACGCACGUCAUCCACUGGCGCUGGAGCAGUGGUGUGGCUGGCCAACUGCUCUCCACGCCAAGCCUUCGUCAGCAGGAAGCAGGAUGCUCAGCUGCAGUGCGAGGCUGUGGUUCCUGUUGGCACUGAGGUCACCUGGUACAAGAAUUAUCUGCCUCUGUUGCGUCCGGGAGAGGAGCAAGAAAACCCGAGGACACAGCAGAUACAGCAGGAAGUGUACGAGGAGAUAACCAAUGAGGUCAGUCUUCCCCUGGCGGCUCCUGCUCCCGUGGCCCCCUCAGGCUCCUCCUCCGGCACCCGCCUCCGCGUCUCCCCCGUGGUGUUCAUCGACUGCGCUGCCGAGAAGGAUGAGGGUGAAUACAGUUUGGAAAUGAGAACACCUUCAAAUAACGUGUACUUCAGAAACUUUACCGUCCGUCUCUUAGGCAUGAGGGAGGAGGGAAGCACGUGCAACAUGCAGACCAGCCAGUUGGAGAGUCUCCCUCGCAUCUACUACCACUCCUCCUGGGUCUGGGCCGUGGCGGGCGACUCUCUUACUCUGCCCUGCCGCGCCCAGGGCAGAAAUCUGAUGCACACUUGGUACGUGGACAACACCUACGUGGGAAACACAAACCCCAACUACCAGGUGUUGGCCAACGGUGACUUGAUCAUCAGGACUGUGGGAAUGCACUCACCCACAAACAGCAGAUGCCAAGUGUCCAGCAGUGACGGGCCUGGUUCCAUGGACGCCGUCACCACCACCAUCAGGAUUCGCUCCCCGUAGUUCUAAACACUACCUGGAUGCCCGGCCACUCAGAGAACCACGCAGACGACCACAUUUCAAGACAAUUUCGAGGCACAACAACAACUUUCUCAGUGUGCUGGUGCAAUUUUUACUUAUCUACCAUUAACUCGUGCCGUUACCUAGAACAGUAUCUAUUAUAUUAUACAGAUGAGAUUCACUGUAAUAUUUGGCAAUGUUCUUGGUGCACCCAAAAGAAGUGCAGUGAUGAAUAAAUGAAGCAGCAUCUACGUA